Carica papaya (papaya) is the source of this 1790-nucleotide messenger RNA. RefSeq names its product ubiquitin family protein (gene DDI1). The record is from RefSeq and is a predicted model, not a curated record. Gene Ontology annotation, biological process: proteolysis. Gene Ontology annotation, molecular function: protein binding; aspartic-type endopeptidase activity. Lineage: Eukaryota; Viridiplantae; Streptophyta; Magnoliopsida; Brassicales; Caricaceae.
CUCGCUGCAAGAUACAAAUAAAUAAAUAUAUAAAUAACCGGACUCGAUAAAAAAUCUCAAAAGACUCCAGUUAGCAGUCCAAAUCCAAGUCAGUGAACUGGAAAGAUCCUCGAUAAAUUUGAAAACCCGAAAACCAGAGGGUUAAUACUCGGGGAAAGCUGAUCAGGGGAAGAGAUAUAGAGAGAGAAGAUGAGGAUUACUGUAAUGACAGCGGACGAACAGAUCCUCAGUUUAGACGUCGAUCCUCAGGAAACUGUGGAAAACGUAAAAGCUUUGUUAGAAGUAGAGACCAGUGUGCCCCUUCAGCAACAGCAGUUGCUAUAUAAUGGCAAAGAGAUGAGGAACUCUGAGAAGUUGAGUGCCUUGGGUGUUAAGGAUGAGGAUUUAGUGAUGAUGGUCUCAAAUACUUCAUCCGGUGCAUCUACCAAUGAUUUGGGCUUCAAACCUGAUGGAUCUGCUGUGAAUCCUGAAGCUUUCCAGGAACAGAUUCGACGUGAUUCAAAUACAAUGGCACAGUUAUUUCAGACUGAUCCUGAGCUAGCGCAAGCAAUUGUUGGGAAUGAUCUCAAUACGUUACAGGAUCUUUUAAGACAGCGUCAUCAGCAGAGAUCUGAAUUACAACGUCAACGAGAUGAGGAGCUCGCCCUCUUGUAUGCAGAUCCUUUUGAUGUUGAAGCACAAAAGAAAAUUGAAGCUGCCAUUCACCAGAGAGGAAUUGAUGAAAACUGGGCAGCUGCUUUGGAAUACAACCCUGAAGCUUUUGCAAGGGUGGUUAUGUUGUAUGUUGACAUGGAAGUUAACGGCGUUGCUUUGAAGGCAUUUGUUGAUAGUGGUGCACAGUCAACGAUAAUAUCAAAAAGCUGUGCUGAGCGAUGUGGAUUGCUGAGGCUUUUGGAUCAACGGUAUAAAGGUAUUGCGCAUGGAGUUGGUCAGUCAGAGAUCUUGGGCCGGAUACAUGUUGCUCCAAUCAAGAUUGGAAGUAACUUCUACCCCUGCUCCUUCUUGGUGCUGGAUUCUCCCAAUAUGGAAUUCCUCUUUGGGCUGGAUAUGCUUCGCAAGCAUCAGUGCACAAUUGAUUUGAAGGAAAAUGUACUGAAAGUUGGUGGAGGAGAAGUUUCUGUACCGUUCUUGCAAGAAAAGGACAUUCCAUCUCGCUUUCUUGAUGAAGAGAGGCACUCUAAAGAGGCAUCUAGCUCAGGAACUGCAGUGACAAUUGGGCCAACAGAGAAGAGUGCUGGUGUGCCUGGGGCUAGUCAAUCUUCAGGAGUUGCAAGUGGUGGCACAUCACUGGGAGAUAAAUUUGAAGCCAAAGUUGCGAAGCUUGUUGAGCUAGGGUUCGAAAGAGGUGCAGUGAUACAAGCUCUUAAAUUAUUCAAUGGAAAUGAAGAGCAGGCUGCAGGAUUUCUCUUUGGUGGUUAAAGAUAACUUGCCAGUUCUCGACUUUCCCUUCUUAAGUGCGGGGAAAACCAUUUAUUUGAAGAUAUUUUACAUCACAAAUAUUGAUAAUUUGGGUACCCGCUCAUAAGCAUUAUUUCAAACUGUUUAGCAACAGAAAUGUAGACAUCAAAUAGAAAUUAAAACGCAUUCGUGUCUCUACUUGGCGUGAUAUUGGUGGAUUGUUAUGUCUUUCUUCCUCCCACCCCCCUUUCUUUUUCUGGGUUGUUUCAUUAUUACAUUUGUUGGGUACCCUGACAUUCAAAUUGCUGUAUGUCUCCAAAGAUGUUUAAUUAUUUCAUUUUACAACUUAUGUAGUGGUCAUAUAAUGAUGAACAGCACUUGGUAGCUUGAAA